Molecule: messenger RNA, 1554 nt
Organism: Rhipicephalus sanguineus (brown dog tick)
Lineage: Eukaryota; Metazoa; Arthropoda; Arachnida; Ixodida; Ixodidae
Product: formin-2
Exons: 6
Coding region: 380-1384 (334 amino acids)
Source: RefSeq, a predicted model, not a curated record
GAGAGUCCCCGGUGCAAGAGUGUUGGCGUGUGCCGCCAUCACAGUGGACACCUAUUACGAGUGGUGCUGCGAAAAAACCGACGGGCCAUCGCGGUCCCAGAAUCGCGAGGAGCGUCCAUCUUUCGACUUGUGUCGUCGACUCUGGCGGCGUUGUUGUCGCGAAUGAAACGAUGCCUUCUUCCCGAGGAAUGCGGCGAUCCCCUCCGACCGCUAGAAGGAGUGCUUCUCGGCAGUGACUCUUCGUCGUCACACGGUGCUUGCGACUCGGAUUCCCGGUGCCUGCGGUUUGAAGGCGCCGCCACGGCGUUGUGACGUCUCUCGUGUUUCUUUUGCGCAUUUCUGAAGAGGAGCGGCGAAGGCAGGUGACCCUGGCCCUGGGAUGUUGUCAGAGCCGCGGCGUACGCAGCAGCAGCAGCAGCAGCAGCGCUCCUCCCAUGAGGACGGUCACCAGUCCUCGUCUAAUGGACGCCGCCAGCCCAAUGGUGCAGUGCUGAGCAACGGACACCACCAGACCGCCUGGCAGAACAGCUACAACAGGCCGCCCAGCCGGCAUAACCAGCAGCACAGCCACCACCACCACCAACAGCAGCAGCAGCAACAGCACGUACACCAGCACCAGCACCAGCACCAGGGUCCACCGCGGCGUCCGUCGUCGCCGUCAGACGAGACGAGCAGCUCGUCGGACGACCGCGAGGAGAUGGCGCGGUCUCUGGUGAGAAGACCGGGACCAGGACACGCCAACAAACACUGGGCGCCCGGUGCCGCUCACGACUUCCGCGGAACGCUCAGGUCCACACGCAGCGUUCCGGCCCUAGCCUUGGCUACGUGGGACGGAGAGCCCUGUCCCGUGCACGGCCACGGCCCGGCCGCCUUCUAUCCUCCGGCGCACGGACACCCGCCACCCCCGGCCACGCCACAGCAGGGCAUGCAUCCACCGCCACCCAUGUCGGCACAAGCGACCAUGAGGAGGUUCGGCUCCAUGUUCGACGUGCGGCCCGGCUUCUACCCGCUGACGGCGCUGGACCGCAAGUCGAUGCACGGCUCCAUGAGCGUCCUCAAUGUGCCCCCGCCUCCUCCCCCCGUGCUGCCCCCGGUGGGCGGCCCCCCUCUGCCCCCAAUGGGCCCACCGCCGUUCCUGCCCCCGCCGCACCUCAUGCCGCCCAUGAUGCGGCCACGGCCGUACGUGUACCCGGCCGAACCGCUGCCGACGCGGGACCCGUACCGCUCCAAGACGCCCGUCCUGCAGCCGCCCAAGAUGGAGCAGGACUACUACUCGGUCGACCAGGUGUGUUGCAAGGGUCACCUCAUCGUACUUUGGAUCAUCCUGGCGGUAGUGACGAUAGGCGUAAUCCUUGGCAUAAUCCUGGGGGUCACCGUCACCUAAGCCCUACAGUCCACGGACGGGACUCAGUUCAACGGGGCGAUUUUUCAGGGAUGCCUACCGGUCCAACGCAUCGCGAACUUCUUACUUGAACCUGCCUUCGGUGUCGUACCAAAGUGGUGUUGCACAAUUCAUAGCGACGACUGGUUGGCACCGAAUGUUAUCGUUCGUUU